This is a messenger RNA of Homalodisca vitripennis (glassy-winged sharpshooter), 794 nucleotides long. RefSeq names its product cytochrome P450 4c21-like. The transcript is spliced from 5 exons. Gene Ontology annotation, molecular function: monooxygenase activity; heme binding; iron ion binding. The record is from RefSeq and is a predicted model, not a curated record. Bases 11 to 421 code for a protein of 136 amino acids. Lineage: Eukaryota; Metazoa; Arthropoda; Insecta; Hemiptera; Cicadellidae.
AGUGGAUGUAAUGUUUGAAAAUUUGCCAAUGGUAUCAGAUGACCAUGAUUGGAUGGAUGAACUUAUAACUAUGAUAGCAGGUGCAACUGACACAGUUGUUUCUGCUCUGUCUUUUCUGCUUCUCACAAUUGGACACUAUCCGGAAGUACAGGAAAGGAUGUUCAUGGAGAUUCAGGAAGUAAUGGGAGACCUGGACCGUGACGUUACCGCUGCCGACGUUAAAGCCAUGAAGUACCUGGACCAGGUCAUUCUAGAAAGCAUUAGGCUACACGGUAACGCUGUUUUAAUCAUGAGAAAAGCUACAAAUGAUACUAAAAUAGACAGUUGCACUCUGCCAGCUGGUAGUCGGGUGUUGAUAAUGCUCCACGCUUUGGGUUGGAACAAAAAACGGUUCCCAAAUCCUGAAACAGUUCCUGCCUGAACGGUUCUCUCCAGAACAGAAGAAACUGCGACAUAUCUACUCGUUUAUGCCAUUCAGCGCUGGUCCCCGGAACUGUAUAGGGAAGGCAUACGCGAUGGUGAUCCUGAAGACAGCCCUGGUCCAUAUCCUGAGACGCCUGCGAGUUAAAUCACACACAAAAUUGUCAGACAUAGAGUACGAGCUGAGGACGAUAAUGUUCAGCAAGACUCCGCUCCUGGUCACAUUCCAUCCGCGAUAGCGACUGUUGUAUUUUAAUCUCCUAUAGAGCAUACGAGUUGAAUAGGUUUAAUUAUUAGUAACCUUAGCAUGAACCGUCAUGAAUAUUUUUUGUGCGUAAAAACCAACUAUAAAAUAUAGUGGUUAAUGUUUGCUA